AUGUAUAUCAAACAGGUGAUCAUUCAAGGCUUUCGCAGCUACAGAGAUCAGACUAUUGUUGAUCCUUUUAGUUCAAAACACAAUGUUAUUGUGGGAAGAAAUGGAUCUGGCAAGAGUAAUUUCUUUUACGCCAUCCAAUUUGUUCUUAGUGAUGAAUUCAGUCAUCUCCGACCAGAGCAGAGAUUGGCUCUUCUACAUGAAGGAACAGGUCCCCGAGUCAUUUCUGCCUUCGUGGAAAUUAUAUUCGAUAACUCCGACAACAGAUUGCCAAUUGACAAGGAGGAGGUGUCGCUGCGAAGAGUGAUUGGAGCCAAAAAGGAUCAGUAUUUCCUAGACAAGAAAAUGGUGACGAAAAAUGAUGUAAUGAAUCUUUUGGAAAGCGCUGGCUUUUCCCGCAGUAAUCCCUACUACAUUGUUAAACAGGGAAAGAUUAAUCAGAUGGCCACAGCUCCGGACUCUCAGCGUCUGAAGUUGCUGCGGGAAGUAGCUGGGACUAGGGUGUACGAUGAGAGGAAAGAAGAGAGUAUCUCCUUGAUGAAGGAAACUGAGGGUAAGCGUGAAAAAAUCAAUGAGCUACUGAAGUACAUCGAAGAGCGAUUGCACACCCUAGAGGAAGAGAAGGAAGAACUUGCCCAAUACCAGAAAUGGGACAAAAUGAGGAGAGCACUGGAGUAUACCAUCUACAACCAGGAGCUGAAUGAAACACGGGCCAAAAUGGACGAGCUUUCCUCAAAGCGUGAGACCAGCGGUGAAAAAUCAAGGCAGUUGAGAGAUGCUCAACAAGAUGCUAGAGAUAAAAUGGAGGAAAUCGAGCGUCAAGUGCGCGAGUUGAAAUCAAAGAUCUCGGCGAUGAAGGAGGAGAAAGAGCAACUGAGUGCAGAAAGGCAGGAGCAGAUAAAACAGAGAACCAAACUAGAGCUGAAAGCCAAGGAUCUGCAGGAUGAACUGGCUGGGAACAGUGAGCAGAGGAAACGUCUCUUAAAAGAGAGGCAGAAGUUACUGGAGAAAAUUGAGGAGAAGCAGAAGGAGCUGGCUGAAACGGAGCCCAAAUUCAGUAGUGUGAAACAGAAAGAAGAAAGCGGCAUUGCAAGAUUGGCUCAAGCAACACAGGAGAGGACUGACCUGUAUGCCAAGCAGGGGCGUGGUAGCCAGUUCACCUCUAAAGAAGAGAGGGAUAAAUGGAUUAAGAAAGAACUCAAGUCUUUAGACCAGGCCAUUAAUGACAAGAAGCGUCAGAUUGCUGCCAUACACAAAGAUCUGGAAGAUACUGAAGCAAAUAAGGAGAAAAAUCUUGAGCAGUACUCUAAACUAGAUCAAGAUCUGAAUGAAGUGAAAGCUCGGGUGGAAGAACUGGAUAAAAAAUACUAUGAGGUGAAAAAUAAGAAGGAUGAGCUACAGAGCGAGCGAAAUUAUUUGUGGCGGGAGGAGAAUGCAGAGCAGCAAGCCCUGGCGGCUAAGAGGGAGGAUCUAGAGAAGAAACAGCAGCUGCUCCGGGCUGCCACAGGAAAGGCAAUUUUAAAUGGCAUUGACAGCAUUAAUAAAGUUCUGGAGCACUUUCGGAGGAAGGGAAUUAAUCAGCAUGUUAUUAAUGGCUACCAUGGCAUCGUCAUGAAUAAUUUUGACUGUGAACCUGCCUUUUACACUUGUGUGGAGGUCACAGCAGGGAACAGGUUGUUCUAUCAUAUUGUUGAUUCAGAUGAGGUCAGCACCAAGAUCUUAAUGGAGUUUAACAAAAUGAAUCUUCCUGGAGAGGUUACCUUCCUGCCACUCAACAAGUUGGAUGUUAGAGACACAGCCUACCCAGAGACCAAUGAUGCCAUUCCAAUGAUCAGUAAGCUACGGUACAAUCCCCGAUUUGAUAAAGCUUUUAAGCACGUGUUUUGGGAAGACACUUAUUUGUCGAAGUAUGGAGGUGUCCACACAGCUGGCCAGGGCAUUCACUAUGGAUUGUAUCACCCUGGAGGGUGAUCAGGUCAGCCAUCGGGGUGCAUUGACUGGUGGCUACUAUGACACCAGAAAGUCUCGCCUGGAGCUGCAGAAGGAUGUACGGAAAGUAGAAGAUGAAUUGCAUGCACUGGAGGCAAAGCUGAAUGAGAACCUACGCAGAAACAUUGAAAGGAUUAAUAAUGAAAUUGACCAGCUCAUGAACCAGAUGCAGCAAAUUGAGACACAGCAGAGGAAGUUUAAAGCUUCGCGAGACAGUAUAUUAUCAGAGAUGAAGAUGCUGAAGGAGAAGCGUCUGCAGUCUGAAAAGACUUUCAUGCCAAAGCAACGCAGUUUGCAGAGCUUGGAGGCCAGUUUACAUGCCAUGGAGUCAACUCGGGACUCCCUUAAAGCAGAGCUGGGGACAGAUUUGUUAUCACAGCUAAGUUUGGAAGACCAAAGGAGGGUAGAUGCCCUGAACGAUGAAAUCCGACAGUUGCAGCAGGACAAUCGACAACUCUUGAAUGAAAGAAUCAAGCUAGAAGGCACAAUCACUAGAGUAGAGACUUACCUGAAUGAGAACUUACGGAAGAGGUUGGAUCAAGUAGAACAGGAACUGAAUGAGCUAAGAGAGACAGAGGGAGGGACAGUACUUACUGCAACCACAUCUGAGCUGGAGACCAUCAACAAACGUAUCAAGGAAACAGUGGCACGAUCAGAAGGUCUCGAUGUAAAUAUUGAUAAAACUGAAGCAGAGAUAAAAGAACUUGUAAAGAGCAUGGAUCGAUGGAAGGCCAUGGAAAAGGAACAUAUGGACGCCAUUAAUCACGAUACUAAGGAACUUGAAAAGAUGACCAACAGACAGGGAAUGCUCUUGAAAAAGAAAGAGGAAUGUAUGAAGAAGAUCCGAGAACUGGGCUCCCUUCCGCAGGAGGCUUUUGAAAAAUACCAAACAUUAACUUUAAAACAGCUAUUCCGCAAGCUAGAGCAGUGCAACACAGAGUUGAAGAAAUACAGCCACGUCAACAAGAAAGCUUUGGACCAGUUUGUGAACUUUUCUGAGCAGAAAGAGAAGCUCAUUAAACGUCAGGAAGAGCUGGACCGAGGUUACAAAUCCAUCAUGGAGCUAAUGAAUGUCCUAGAGCUCCGGAAAUACGAGGCCAUCCAGCUUACUUUCAAGCAGGUAUCAAAGAACUUCAGUGAAGUGUUCCAAAAGCUGGUGCCAGGAGGAAAAGCCACACUGGUGAUGAAGAAAGGGGAUAUAGAGGGGAGCCAGUCUCAAGAUGAAGAAGGGAGCGCCGAGAGUGAAAAAGGAUCCAGCUCACAGAGCAGUGUGCCAUCGGUUGAUCAGUUUACUGGUGUUGGAAUCCGGGUGUCUUUCACUGGUAAGCAGGCUGAAAUGAGAGAGAUGCAGCAGCUCUCCGGAGGACAGAAGUCCCUGGUGGCCUUGGCGUUGAUUUUUGCAAUCCAGAAAUGUGACCCGGCCCCUUUCUACCUGUUUGAUGAAAUUGACCAGGCUCUGGAUGCCCAGCACAGAAAAAAAGCCGUGUCAGAUAUGAUCUUAGAAUUGGCAUCACAUGCCCAGUUCAUUACCACAACCUUCAGGCCUGAACUGUUGGAGUCUGCUGACAAGUUUUAUGGAGUGAAAUUUAGAAAUAAGGUGAGUCACAUUGAUGUGAUUACAGCAGAACAGGCCAAGGACUUUGUGGAAGAUGACACGACUCACGGUUGA
Staurois parvus is the source of this 3655-nucleotide messenger RNA. The record is from the annotation of a GenBank genome assembly. NCBI's taxonomy places the organism in Eukaryota, Metazoa, Chordata, Amphibia, Anura, Ranidae.